AUGAAACCAAAUAAAAGAGCUGAUAAGAAGAAACGUAUUUGCCAGCAUCGUUUGGUGAAAAAGUUAAAUAACCACAUACAAAAAUUAUGCCUAAAUCUGAACGGAUUGUCUAAUUAUUUAACCACUGAUGUGCCGACAUUUCAAGAUGGCACGCCGAGUAAUUGUUGCAAAGCAAUAAAGACUUAUGUUAAUGUAAUUAAAAAACUCCACAAAGAUUUUAAAAGUCUGACAGCUAUGUCCGGUAAUUUUUUACGAGAAGUUUCCGAACUUAGCUUGAAAUAUGUUCCUGUACUCGACUUAGUAGAUGACUCAGAGGAAGAGUUACCUCAGGUUAAAUUUCACCCGCAGUUACUGAGUGGUGAGUCAUCUAACGAACAUAAACGUCGCUUGUCUUCCGAAGAAGAAGUCCCGACUAAAAAGGCUAAGGUUAAUGAAGUUUUGUCAUUAGAAAAUUCAGCAGAAGAUGACAAAGAACAAGAAGAAAAAAUAGAAGAAGAAGAAGAAGAAGAAGAAGAAAGAAAAGAACAGGAUGAAGAUGAAUAUUUGCAUAUAGACACGUCUUCAUUAGAAAAUUAUACAGAUGAAGAGAAUGAUUUUGAGGGAGAUGAUGAAUAUUACUCGUCAAAUUCUUCGGAUGAAGACCAAGAAGAAAUAUUUACUGUAAUCGGGAAAAUCAUCGGAUCAUCCAUAGAAGAAAACAAUAACCCUAUAGAUCUCUUCGGUGAAGCUACUGACAAAGACAAACUCAUCAACAUAGCCUCAUGCGCAGCUGAAUUUGUUUACGAAAGGAAUAAAGAUGCUAAAAUAAUAAUAAUUACAUCGCAAUGUCAAAUUGAAAAUUGGUUCAAAAAAUUAAGCGCUCGCAAAGAAGAAAUGCCUGAUGAAGCUAAAAUGUUUUUGUAUGUUUUAAAAAAUAAAUUUACGAGCGAUUUUGAAGAAUGGAAGCGUACAGGUGGUGUGCUGUUGAUUGAAUUUGAUUUUUUUAAGCAAAUUUACGACCACAAAACGACCGAUUCUGAAGAAACAAGCUAUCGUGACGCGAUUUUUGACCAGGGAUACGAAUUGCUUGUUUUGGAUCUAAUUUGUCCCGUCGAUGAGUGGCAGUCUUUCUUCCUGAAGAAUAUUAUCAGCAUAAUGACUAGCUCGCAGAAGUUAAUUCUGCAACCAAAGAAACCGUCGUCUGAUUAA
Messenger RNA from Cotesia congregata, 1188 nucleotides. The record is from the annotation of a GenBank genome assembly. Lineage: Eukaryota; Metazoa; Arthropoda; Insecta; Hymenoptera; Braconidae.